GCUAACGCGCAUGCGCCGAACAGCUCCGCUUCAACCUCAGUCUGUUUGGGAUGAAACUAGCUAACAUGCUAACUGACUGAUUAACGGAUUAAACUCGGGAAUUUCGGGCACCAAAAGUUUUGACAACUCCAGGAUUUUUUUAAUAGUCUGCGCUGAAAUGAUGGGCAAGUCGGAGAAAGAUGGACAUUUCUACUGUUUUGUAUGGUCUUGAUCAGCCAGGACGUGUUUGGACUAUCACUGGAUUAUCAGGAAUCUCAGUCAGGGGAAGACUUUAACAUGGGUUGGGACAAAGGCAGAGUUCCAGGGAUGGUCCUGUAAACCUCAUCAUUAGCAUGAAAGAGAGAGGUUUUCAUCAACUCAGGGUCAAGUGGUGAGAUUUCGCCGGCCGUGGGGCUUCGCGUCCAGAAAGAGGAAGGUCAAAUGUCACGCGUCCUUACUCCUCCUCCUCCCCCUCCUCCUCCUCCUCCACCUCCUUCUCAGGGAGAGAUGAGCAGUGGCCCUGUGGCCGAGAGCUGGUGCUACACACAGGUAAAAGUAGUGAAAUUUUCCUACAUGUGGACCAUUAAUAACUUCAGUUUCUGUCGAGAAGAGAUGGGUGAAGUACUGAAAAGCUCCACCUUCUCUUCAGGUCCCAGCGACAAGAUGAAAUGGUGCCUCAGAGUAAACCCAAAAGGACUCGAUGAUGAAAGUAAAGACUACCUGUCACUGUAUCUUCUCCUGGUGAGCUGUCCAAAAAGUGAAGUGCGUGCAAAGUUUAAGUUUUCUUUACUCAACGCUAAGCAAGAGGAGACUAAAGCUAUGGAAAGCCAAAGAGCCUAUCGAUUUGUUCAAGGCAAAGACUGGGGCUUCAAAAAGUUUAUUAGAAGAGAUUUUCUCCUCGAUGAAGCUAACGGCCUUCUUCCAGACGACAAGCUCACUCUGUUCUGUGAGGUGAGUGUAGUGCAGGACUCUGUAAAUAUCUCAGGUCAGUCGAACACAAACGUGCUGAAAGUUCCUGAGUGCCAACUGUCAGAUGAUCUGGGAAACCUGUGGGAGUGUUCACGCUUCACUGACUGUACACUGUGUGUUGGGGGGCAGGAGUUCAAGGCCCACAAAUCCAUCCUGGCAGCGAGAUCUCCGGUGUUCAAUGCCAUGUUUGAGCACGAGAUGGAGGAGAGCAAGAAGAACCGGGUGGACAUCAGCGACGUCGAGCCAGAUGUCUUCAAAGAAAUGAUGGGGUUUAUAUACACGGGGAAAGCACCGAAUCUGGAGAAAAUGGCCGACAGUUUGUUGGCAGCAGCUGAUAAAUACGCUCUGGAGCGUUUAAAGGUGAUGUGUGAGGAGUCUCUGUGCAGCAGUCUGUGUGUGGAGAACGUAGCCGACACGCUCAUCCUCGCCGACCUGCACAGCGCCGAGCAGCUCAAAGCUCAAGCCAUCGAUUUUAUCAACAGGUGCAGCGUUCUCCGACAGCUGGGGUGCAAGGAUGGAAAAUACUGGAAUAGCAAUCACUCUGCAGAUAUAAUGGAGACUCCGGGCUGGAAGGCAAUGAUCCAGUCUCAUCCUCACUUAGUGGCCGAAGCUUUCCGCGCUCUCGCCUCGGCUCAGUGCCCUCCGUUCGGCUUGCCCAGGAAGAGGCUCAAACAGUUCUGAUCUCUUUCUCUCUCUCUCACUCUCACUCACUCUCUCUCUUUCUUUCUUUCUGUUUCAGCUCGGGGAAGGAAUUGAGACAACAUGAACUCUUACUGCUCUCACUGAUGCAUCACUUCACUCUCACUCUUGAUUCUUUUUUUUUUUUCACCCCAUCGUCUUUCUUUCUUUCUCCGUCUGUAUUAUUUCCUCAUCUCCCUCACUUUAUCCUUAUCUUUUCUUUUUCUCUCUCUCCAUCAUCCAUUUACAUUUGUUUUCCUCACGUUCUCCCUUUUUUUUUUUACCUCAGUUUGUCUUACUUUACCUCUGUCUUCUCAUUUUAAAUUUAUCCAUUCAUCUCUCUCUUUCUUUUCAGUCUCAUCAGUCUCCUUUUUACUUUAUUCAUUUUCAUUCAUCUCUCUCUCUCGCUCACUCACUUUCGUUUCUUCCUUAAUCACUCUUUGUCUUUUCUUCUCUUUCAUUCUCACUUGAUUGCCUUUAGGCUUACAGCCUUUCACUUCUGUUUAUUUUAACCAUUUCCCUUAUCCUUUCUUUUUCUUUUACACACACACACACACACCUUCUUACUUAUCUCGUGACUUUUUUCCAAAUUUCUCUCUCUGACACACACACACACACACACUUUCUCUUUUUGACACUUGAUCUAAAUCCAGAGAUGAGCGUGUGAGAGGAAAAGCUAUAACAAUUAUAACUGUUCCCACACAAUAUGUUCAGUCUCAGAGCUUUAUUUUCCACAUUUCUUGCCCUCCCUCUCUCUUUAUCUCUCUCUCUAUCUUUCUCCCCCCCCCCCCUCCCCUUCUCGUGCCUGCCUCAUCCCAAACAGCCCGGGCCGUUUCUUCGUUCCGUUGGUUUCUUCUCCUCCUCGCCUUUUGCACUAGUUCCCUGGGUCCAGCUGUUUUGAUAUGAUGUGUAAAAGGUUUGUUUAAAGCAGAUAACAUUGUGAUGUUAUAUAAAUGUUUGGCCCGUUUUCGUGACUAGACAUUUGAGAUGAUCAGUGAAACAGAUCAUGCCCCAUAUUGAUGGCACUAUUUCUAUGUAAAGGACUUGACUUAUAUUUGAAAAUGUAAAUACUUUAAUGUUUUUUUUUUUUUUUUUGAGGGGGACGUUGGAGAUGUGUAAAAGAGGUAUUAUCUGUGCUCCUCUACACUCGCGUUACUCGGACGUGGCGUGACGUUACACUGUGAGAGAAACGAGGGCUAAAAGUUAUAGAUGAUGUACACGAGUGUAUCUUGAAGUAUUUUCAGCCAGGCUAUUGCUUUAACUUGUUCUCCUCUUUCAUUAAACCGGUCUUAAACUGAAUGAACAUUUAAUAUGUAACCCAACACACAGUGGCGAUGAAACACCACCAAUAUAGAAAUAUGAGUCGUCCGAUAAGUUCUGGCACCCUCCUUUUAAAUGGUUUUUAAAGUAAUAAUAAUACCUUUUUUUGUCGAUGUUUAUGGCCGUGGCCUGCCAGUGUUUGUUUCUUUUUUUUUUUUUUGAUUGUUUGUUUGUUUCAAUGGUACAAGUAGUAUCUAUAUACACAUCUCUAAUCAGUGGUUUAAUUUGCAUGCUAACUGCACGAUUCUGCUUCUUUCUUUCUCUCAUUUUGUAUCUAAUUUUCAUUGAACUGAGAAAGUAUCAGUUUAAAUGCUGAAGUAUUGGCUCACAACACAACCGUUUAGUACAUGUGUACUGGACCUGUAUCAUAGAGGAGACUCUAAAGAGAGUCCUGAGCACCUUUUAUCAUUAGUUACUGUGUGUAUCUAAAAUCUUCCAGCAUUAUUUACUUUUUGUUACCUAAAGAACUCUGAUCAGCUUCCUGUGGAAUAAUAAUUGGUGUAUUAUUUGAAAAUCGUUGGAGUUUCCUUUAAUGAAGGCUACAAUAAUGAGCACCCCCCCCCCUCUCUCUGUCAGCCCGUAAGAACACACCUUUCUUGGCGUAGACGUGCACUUUUUUUCCGCCUCCAGUUGGAUGAUGAUUUCUAUUAAUAUUCCUUUUUGUUUCAUGUAAUUUCAGUAAAAUAUAUAAUUUUUUAUUACAGUUAGCAUCAGUUAAUUUACUGGUUAUUUACAGCAUUGCAAACAAGUUUUUAUCAGCUAACACUUUAAUGAGCGUUUUUACGGUUUAUUGCCUGAAUAACGUCUUAAUGUCGGUGGGUUUAAGCCUGUAGUGUUUUUGCUCACACGUCUCUAAUAAUAUUCACACGUCUCCUGGUUAAACUGUGCCAGAACUUCGAAUGAUUAAAGUUAUCCCGAGGAAGAUGAAAGCAGGCUUUAAAAGCCAGAUCUCUAAAGUUUUCCUUCCUCUGAUCAGCCUCUCUUGUCCUUUACCAGUCAGAUUUCAGCUUCCUUCGUGUGAGAGCUCGUACUCCGAUCACGCCGCUGAGAGUCGGACGCUGACAUCAUCACACUGUGUGUUGGAGAGUUAUGUCAUGUUUUGGUAUAUUUCACUUGGAGGCAUCUGUAUGAUGUUUAAUGUUAUGUUGAUUGAUUUGUUCUGUUUAAGAACUGUUUGUGUGUUCUCAUUAAAAAAGUUUUUUUCGGCAUAAA
Molecule: messenger RNA, 4158 nt
Organism: Tachysurus fulvidraco (yellow catfish)
Lineage: Eukaryota; Metazoa; Chordata; Actinopteri; Siluriformes; Bagridae
Gene: spopla
Product: speckle type BTB/POZ protein like a
Exons: 13
Coding region: 421-1629 (402 amino acids)
Biological process (GO): proteasome-mediated ubiquitin-dependent protein catabolic process; regulation of proteolysis
Cellular component (GO): nucleus; cytoplasm
Molecular function (GO): ubiquitin protein ligase binding
Source: RefSeq, a predicted model, not a curated record